Molecule: messenger RNA, 3901 nt
Organism: Trichoplusia ni (cabbage looper)
Lineage: Eukaryota; Metazoa; Arthropoda; Insecta; Lepidoptera; Noctuidae
Product: zinc finger protein 79-like
Exons: 12
Coding region: 190-1800 (536 amino acids)
Biological process (GO): regulation of transcription by RNA polymerase II
Cellular component (GO): nucleus
Molecular function (GO): RNA polymerase II cis-regulatory region sequence-specific DNA binding; DNA-binding transcription factor activity; zinc ion binding
Source: RefSeq, a predicted model, not a curated record
AUUAAUUAACCACAUAAAAAGUGCAAGCAUGGAGGCAGAACGGAAGAAGCCUUUGCCGCCGUUUGACAAUAAUAUGUAGUGGUUAUGUUGGUAUCAAUGUCAAAUGUUCAAACUUCCGGUUUGAGAAAACGCUGCAUUUUGUUGAGUUUUUAGCUUUACUUGCAAUAAUUACACUGUUUCUACUACAAAAUGGAUUGGCAAUUAACAUGUCGGGUGUGUUUAGAAACCGGUGACAUGGUUUCUCUCUUUGAUUGGGACGAAAAUAACGAACAACUUGGCGACAAGUACACCUACUGUUGCGGCGUGGAGGUGUCCAAAAAUGAUAGUUUACCGACGCUAAUAUGUCUGAAUUGCGUGGAUAAGCUUACUUACGCCUAUCUAUUCAAGCAGCAGUGUCUUACAUCUAACGAUACGUUGAAAGAAUGUUUGGAAGAGUUCAAGAAGAGUUCGGAAACUGUGUCUGCGGGGCAUUCAUCAAAAGUUGGCAAAGAGACAGAAACUAUAACUAUAAAGCAGGAGAAUGGGUUGUUGCUGCAGUAUGAGUUGCCUGUGGAACAUGACCCUCAGGGUCAAUGGACCCGCACUCUUGUCAAGACUCCUAGCAGUGCCGUAGUGACUAAAGCUCCUGGACCAAGAAAAAGAGGCCGGCCUAGGAAGUAUCCUAAUGAACAAGGACAGAUAGAACUGUCCCCCUAUCAGCGCAAGAAACCAAAGAGUCAGGAGAAGGAGCCGGAAGCCCUAACAACAUUACUUGCCACCGGCUCUUUGGAUUUAAAGCAAGAGCCAGAGGAUGCUGAGGAUGAGGCUUUUGGUCAUGAUGGAUAUGAAAACCCAGAUGACGAUCCUGAUUUUGAACCAGCUGGUGAAGAUCCUGAAUCAGAACCAGAAAGCAAAGAAACGCAGGCACCUCCACCACGCAAACGCGGCAGGCCUCGCAAAACGCCUCUGAUACCUAAGAAACAGCCAAAGUCAGAGGAUGGUGAGGACAUGCUGCUCAAGGAGACCAUCCUGGCCUUCUCCGAGCCCAUCCCAGAGCACAUCCUCAACCCUAAGCCUAAGAAGAAGUACCAGACUAAGAAGAAAUAUAUCUAUGAGAAGACGCACACUUGUGAAACAUGUGGCGCUUCCUUUACCUCCAAUGCAUCCUUACAGGCUCACAUCCGACGUCAUUUAGGAAUCAAACCAUUUGUCUGCAGCGUGUGCGGCUUCGCAAGCGUCAUGAGAGAAGCGCUCAAACGUCACAUGCAGCGUCACACCGGCGAGCGACCGUACAAGUGCAGGAUCUGCGACCGACGAUUCGGAGACUACGGUACUCGGCAGAAGCAUGAAAGGUUACACAUGGGCGUUCGUCCAUACCAGUGCUCUUUGUGUGGCAAGUCGUUCACGUACUCCUACGUGCUCGCUAACCACAUGCUGACACACACAGGAGAAAAGAAAUACUCAUGCGGUCCUUGCAACAAGAAGUUCACGAAAGCCCACCACUUGAAGUACCACAACAAGGUGCACCACAAGGAGCUGUACCUGCAGCAGCAGCUGGAGCUGGAGGCCAAGAAGAUGCGCCAGCAGAUCAACGUCACCGGGCUGUCCGGCGUCAUCUCCGGGCAGAUCGUGGACGGCACGCUGCAGCUCAUACACGCCGCCUCGGAAGAUGGUGGUGAAGAGGCUCAAAUGCAAGUGGUUGAGGAGAAUGAGGACGUUGGCGACGAUUCUGAGAAGGAAACUACUCGCGCCGUAGCCGGCAUGCAAGCGGUGGUUCUCGAUGCUGAGUUUUGUAUGGAAGAAGACGAAAAAGAACAAUAAGCGAUAUUACAAGCAAAGUACCCCAGACACUCACGUGUACCACACAUGUUACGUACCACACAUGUUAGUUAUAACACGUCUAUCACGCAUGCAUUGUAUAAAAUACCAACAAAAACGUACUGACUGCAUAGAUUUUGCACGGAGUCACGUAAGCAUUAGUUGUAGUGAUGUAAAUAAAAAAUAUAGACUGGGAAAAUUCUCUCAAUAUAAUGAGUUCGUAGACUAGUAUGUUUAUUGUAUGAGGUCCAUUUAAUUCGAAUACAAAUGUAUAUUACUGUAUCAUUAAAUUUAGCAUUAAAAUAGCUCAGGUAAAGCUUUUUUUAAAAGUAUUUGAUGACCAAAUUCUAACUGUAUUCAAGUCAUUCAACAACCUAUUAAAUGAAAUGAUUUACAUUCUAAUAUACUUGAUGCAUUAUCAAUUAAAGGAUUCUAGUUAUAUGAAAACGGGUUUACAUUAUACUUACACUAAGAACUUAUCAAUAGUUAUUCAAAUUGUUUUUUUAUUUUUAAUUCGAUUUGAUCUUGAAAUGGUACUGUCGACCCAAAGUUAUUUGGUGCCGUAGUAGAAGCAAGACGGCGUAUUACAACGCGUAGCGACGUCUCGCUUUUAUACAGGCAACAAUGAUUCAAAAAAAUGUGUAAUAUAAAUAAUUAUAAAGCAAUGCCAACCCCUAUCUUAAAAUUUCCCUUUUUUUCAUUUGGUGUCGAUCUGUCUCAAAAAAGAGUUGUGUUAACCUAAAUUUGUACAUGCUCCCUAGGACUAUAUCUCCCUAUAUAACUGUCCCACUUUAAAUACACGGAUUAAUAAAACAAUAAUCUCAUUAUACCUGUUUAUUAUGAUACUGGAUUAGUAAGUUAUUUAUAGGUUAUGUAUUGGGUGACAAUUUACCGCCAAACAAUUUUUUUUAACUUAUUAUUGUAGUAUGAAAUACUACCUUGCUACACAAUAUAAAACAAGCCAUACAAAUAAAGAAUAGGACUGCCUUCUCUAUAUUUAUUCGUAUUGAAUUUAGAAAUCCGAAGCAAAGAGCAUUCUACUCCUGACACCAAUUUUAAGUGCUAAUCCGUGGAGUAGUAGCCAUUAUGAAAAGAACAUCAAACGUUCAUGCUUUAUCGCCUUUAUCGUUUCUGUCGUGACUGUUCCGAAUUAUAAAUAAGUUUCUUCACAUUCUCGUGCAAUGAAUGAUUCCUAAAAAAAGCCGAGAACCACUAUAAUAUAAUUGAAAUGAGAUCAAACGUACAAUACACUCUUGGUGUUAAUUGGCGGUAAAAUAACCCACAUUUAAAUACAUGUAAUGUAUUCAUCUAACUAUUAGUAUGUAAAUUGUAAUUAUAAUCGAAAUUACAAGGUAUUCUUACAUAGAUAUGUAAUAAAUAUAAAAUAUUCGUAUCUCUAGAAAAGUUACGGUUAUGUAUUUUUCUAAUAUAAUACAAAUGUAAUGGACGAUGCAAAAUAUCUUUUCGACAUUCAAUCUUAGGCAACGUUCACUUAAUGAUAUUCAACUUGUUCUCGACACUUGACCGCUUUUCUAUAUUUCCCACAAAUCAUUGUUCAAUAUUGAUUUGCGGUCGACUGUACAGUACACUGUCGCAAAACGCAUACUGAAUGAUUUGUUAAUGUAUUACCUAAAUGAAAUGAGUUUUAAAGCAUAAUAUCUUUGUAUAUUUUUAUUAAAUAUGUCGUCACAUUAGUGGUAGCAAAAUUUUACGUUAACCUCUUAGCUCUCAGUGCGCGAAACUUUUAUCACAUUUUCAUUCAUAUCAAACAUUAAGAAAAUAUAGAUUUUAUAAUAUGGUCCUUAAAUAUAUUAUUACAAAAGUAAGUUAUGUGCUUGAUACAUUCCAAAUUCGAUUGUUUACAAGUAUCUUUCAUCCUAUGUACCGCUAUUGUGACCUUAUAUUUUUUCUAAUUGUUAUGCUUACUUAUUUAUUACGUGUAAUUAGAGGGAGCCUUAAUUAAAUUUAGUAAGUAAGCACCUAGACGCUAUUAAAUGACUUUGUCAUAGGAAAUGUUUAAAACAUAAUUAUUAUGUUAAUGUUAUAACUAAUUUGAUCGUAAUUGAUGUUAUCUAGAAUAUAAAUAAAGAUCAUGGAACACGGA